GGAUCGGCCAAAGCAGCGAAUGGGAAGGUCCAUCUGGAAGAAACCCUAAAGCUGUAUUUAACCCUAAAGGUUCCUUAUCUGCCUCUUCCCUGGUUCUCUUCUUUUUCCCUCACGUCAGUGGCCAUAUUCAAUCUCGCCGCUGCGCCGUCGCUAUCGUGCCUCCGCCUUCCUAGUUCUGUCUAUUCAGAGACCCGCUCUUCUUCUCUCCGCCAGUCUGCCUCACCUAUCUGACAUUAGUGUCUUCAGUUGUGUUGUACAUAGAACUUUGGCGCUGCUUACUUGUUUUACUCUUCCUGGAGAAUGAUGGACUGUGAGAUAGCUGAGGAUGGAGAGGUCUACAUCGAGGAUGCUGACAUAAUCGCUGAGACUACCCUUGAUGAUGAAGAUCUUCCUGAUUGCAGUGAUGAAGACGACGAGUAUGAUGAACAAGCUGACUUUGAUGAGGACCUGGGUGAUUCAAUAUACAAAUUUACUGGCCAUACAUCUGGAGUAUUUGCUCUUGCAUGCAGCCCGACAAAUCCUUUGUUGGUAGCAACUGGAGGUGGUGAUGACCGAGGAUUUCUUUGGAAGAUAGGACAGGGAGAUUGGGGUGCUGAAUUGGGAGGUCAUAAGGAUACUGUCACUAGCAUAGCAUUUAGCAGUGACGGACAGUUUGUUGCUUCUGGGGGAUUUGAUUCUGUUGUUAAUGUCUGGGAUGCAUCUGGAAAUUUCAAAUGUAAGCUUGAAGUACCUGUCCCGGAUGAGAAAAUGAAGAAAAAAGCACCUCCUACUGGGGGCUUUGAGUGGGUCAGUUGGCAUCCUACAGAUCAUGUAGUCUUGGCUGGUUCAAAUGAUUUCUCUUUUUUUGGUAAAACAAAUGAUUUCUCUGCUGGGAUGUGGGGACUCAACACAGGUGCUUUCACUGAAUUGUCUGGCCACAGGGGAAGUAUUACCUGUGGAGAUUUCACACCUGAUGGCAAAACCAUAUGCACUGGUUCCAGUGAUUUGACUUUGAGAAUAUGGAGUUCAGAAACUGGGGAUCCUAUAUAUGUUGUAGGAGGCCAUCCCUAUCACAAUAAGGGACUAACUUGCUUAGCCAUCACCUCUGAUUCACGUUGUGCUCUGACUGGUUCUGAGGAUGGUUCUGUGAAAAUUGUGAACAUUAAGACUGGAAAGGUGGUCGGUACGUUAUCACCUGGUCACUCAAAAAAAGUUAAAUGCAUCGGUUUGUCACGUUCACCAAGCUUCUUCCCUUGUGCGGCGACUGGGGGUGAAGACGAGAAACUUGUUAUCUGGGAUCUCGAACGUUCAUCUCCUCGCAGCAUAUGCAACCUUGAGAGUGAAGUGACGUGCUUGACAUGGAUAGGCACGUCGAAGUAUGUGGCUGCUGGAUGUGCAGAUGGGGAUAUAGUGAUAUGGGACGGUCUGUCUGGAGACAAUGUGAAGACAUUUAGGGGGCAUAGCGAAUGCAUAGAGUCUUUGUCCGUGAGCUGUAAUCAAGAUUUUCUGGUUUCAGGAUCGGCGUCGGCCUCAGGAGAUGCUACUGAUAGUCAUGGUACUGCCAGAGUCUUUGAGAUUGCAGGAUUCAGAUAACAAGACGCGUCUCCAUUUUCCCCAAUAUUUAAGGACAGGAUUGAUGGUGUAGUUUUUUCCCACUCUAGAUUUGCUGCAUUCUGAGGGAUUCACUGAAGGUUAUUUGGGAAUUUGUCCAGUUUUCUGUUAUUUUUCUAAUAAUUUUAUGUUUUACAUCUUUGGAGCCUGGAGGUCCGCCAUACUUGACUAGUAGGAGGUGUCAAGCUCGGGGGGUCUUGAUGAGUAGAGUGUCCAUGCUUGUGAUGGCUUCAUUGACUAGCCAUCAUGCUUGACACAUAGGAAGAUUAUUAUUCAAUUUAAAUCAAUUUAUUUAACUAACCAUUCCCAUUGGU
Molecule: messenger RNA, 1904 nt
Organism: Linum tenue
Lineage: Eukaryota; Viridiplantae; Streptophyta; Magnoliopsida; Malpighiales; Linaceae
Source: the annotation of a GenBank genome assembly